This is a messenger RNA of Peronospora matthiolae, 1275 nucleotides long. Lineage: Eukaryota; Oomycota; Peronosporomycetes; Peronosporales; Peronosporaceae. The record is from the annotation of a GenBank genome assembly.
AUGUCGUUUUUAGGCGAGCGAAGCGGCAUGGCACAGCUUCUAGUAGCGCAAGCGGCUCGGUCUUCCGUGCCGCUCACGCGCAUCAGUAAGCGCUAUGCCGUGCUCAAGACGGCACCUCUUCGGAGCUGCAACAAGACGCUGCUCGUGUCGCCGCAGCAGAUGCCGUUCACGGGCUUUGAAGUGCUGUUCUUAGGCACUGGCGCAGGUUCACCAGCUGUGCGACGCAAUCCGACGAGUGUUUGCGUGCGCUUGGGGCGCAGUAAUUGGAUGUUUGACUGUGCAGAAGGCAGUCUGCGGCAGAUGAUCAAGAGCUUCAUGUGUGUACCGCACACGACCAAGUUUUUCGUGACGCAUUUGCACGGAGAUCACGUCUAUGGAUUGCCAGGCAUGCUCUGUACGCUGGACAACCACAGUGCCGAGUACACAGACCCACACACAAAAACCAAGUGUCCCAGACCUAUUGACGUCUAUGGACCGCUCGGACUGUUUUCGUACUUGAAUACGGCCAUUUCCACGAGCAGCACGAGACUGACGAACCUCAGAGUUACCGUGCAUGAGUUGGUGUGUCCCGUUAUGCUGAAGAAGAUGUCGGCGCAUGAGAAGUUCAUGCGGAACGCACCACGACAUCCUAGUCUUCAGUGCAGGUGGAUUCACGCUGAUACCGAAGGUAACGGUCAUGUAUGGAAGGUGCUGGAUGAUGGCAAGUUCAUGGUACAAGCGGCUACGUUGAAGCAUACGGUUACGAGCUUCGGUUACGUCGUGGAAGAAUACCCGUUCCCUGGAAAGUUGGACAUCGAUGCGCUUCGUAAGCGAGGUCUGCCACCUGGACCGCAGUACCGUACACUAAAGUUGGGUGGUAGUGUCGAGCUGCCGAAUGGAGAAACUCUUCAUGCGUCCGAGGUAAUCGGACCAAAGGCUCGCGGACGCAAGGUGGCUAUUCUUGGCGAUUCUUCGGAUUCUUCCAGAAUGUUUGAUAUAGCACAGAACUGUGAUGUAUUGGUCCAUGAAGCAACGCUGAGUCAUCGAAUGGUCAAGCAGGCGGUGCAUCGUGGCCACUCGACAGCUCGUAUGGCAGGAUACGCGGCCAAAAAGAUGAACGCGACACUACUUGCUUUGACGCAUUUCAGCCACCGGUUCCGGCACUGGUCGGAGGAUUAUACCGCAGUUACAACACUUCAUCUGACGUUAGAGGCCCAAGAAUCGUUUGGUCGACGAGCGGUUGUACCUGCGUCCGACUUCCUCCGCAUUCCUAUUCCCCGCCCACCUCACAAAUGA